AUGCCGACGGUGAACUUAAAAAGAGACGAUUUGUUCCAAAAGCUCGGGAAAACGUUCACCGAGGAAGAGUUUGACGAGUUGUGUUUCGAUUUCGGCAUCGAGUUGGACGAAGUGACCACGGAACGGGAGAUGUCGAGCAAGUUUUUAGGAGUGAAAGAUACCAAAGAGGGAGGAGACGGUGGUGGUAAAGAAGAAGAAGAGAACGACGCGGUUAUUUAUAAAAUCGACAUCCCGGCGAACAGAUACGAUUUGCUCUGCUUGGAAGGCAUAGCGAGAGCGUUGAACAUCUUUCGCGGGCAACGAUCGACGCCGGUGUUUCGAACGGUCGAACCCGAGAACGGGCAGGAGAGGUUGCGAGUGAAAGUCAAUAAAACGGUGAGUUUAGUGCGACCGUUUAUUGUCUGCGCGGUGUUAAGGAACGUCACGUUUACGAAAGAGAGGUAUAAUUCGUUCAUCGAUCUGCAAGAUAAAUUGCACCAAAAUAUAUGCCGAAGACGAAGUUUAGUCGCCAUCGGGACGCACGAUUUGGCCAAGAUUGAAGGGCCGUUUACGUACGACGCGAAACCGAAAGAGGAGAUUGAGUUCGUGCCGCUGAAGCAAACGAAAUCGUUUCGAGCGGAUGAGUUGUUGGAACACUAUAAAAAGAACGACCAAAAAUUGAAAGCGUACGUGCCAUUGAUCGAGUCGAGCGCGGUCGCGCCGGUGUUGAAAGAUAAGAACGGAACGGUGCUGUCUUUGCCGCCGUUGAUUAACGGGUCGGUGAGCGCGAUCUCGUUGGAGACGAAAGACGUGUUCAUCGAGUGCACGGCGACGGAUUUGCACAAGGCGAAGAUUGUAUUGAACACGGUGGUGACGAUGUUUUCCGAGCACUGCGCGAAACCGUUUCAAGUGGAACCUGUAGACGUGGUGGAUUUUAUGGGGAACGAAAGGAGUUAUCCGGAUUUUAUGACGCGAUUCGUAGACGUGGACGUAGAUUACGUGAACAAACGAAUUGGAACCGAAAUUGAAACGAAAGAGAUGGCGGCGUUAUUGUGUAAAAUGCAGUUGGCGUCGAAAGUCACCGCGGAGAAGACUUUACGAGUGGAAAUUCCACCGACGAGAUCGGACGUGUUGCACGCGUGCGAUAUCGCCGAAGACGUGGCGAUUGCGUACGGAUACAACAACAUUAAACAAACCAUUCCGAAAGCGUCGACGAUAGGGAAAGGUCAACCUAUUAAUCAUUUUAGCGAUUUGGUGAGAGAGGAAAUCGCGAGAAUGGGCUUUUCCGAGGUGUUGACGUGGAUUUUGUGUUCGCACGACGAUAACUUUAAAAACGUGCGAAGAGAAGAUAACGGAAACUGUGCCGCAAUUGUCGCGAAUCCUUCCUCGAUCGACGUGCAAGUGGCGAGGAGUUCGUUGUUGCCGGGCGUUUUGAAAGCGUUGGGGGCGAACAAGGACGCGCCGUUGCCGGUGAAACUCUUCGAGGUUGGUGAUGUCGUCGUCAUCGACGAGAACGCCGACGUCGGGGCGAGAAACUCGAGAAGAUUAUUAGCUUUACACUCCGCGCAAACGUCUGGUUUAGAAUCAAUCCAUGGGGUGUUAGAUAGAGUCAUGCAAGUGACUGGAGCGGCGGGGUCGUUUGAGCCCGGGCCGGGAAACGCCGGCUACGAGUUGAUACAAACGAGAAACGAGCCGACGUUUUUCCCGGGAAGGCAAGCGACGAUUGUUCGAGACGGGAAAGAGAUUGGCGUGUUUGGGAUCGUCCACCCAGACGUUUUGAAGGAGUUCGAUAUCGUGAAUCCGGUUUCGGUGUUGGAAUUAGAACUUGAACCGUUGCUCGAGAGAACGCAAGAAGCGAUUGCCAAAGGGGGACAUUAA
Bathycoccus prasinos is the source of this 1857-nucleotide messenger RNA. RefSeq lists its product with no specific name. Gene Ontology annotation, biological process: phenylalanyl-tRNA aminoacylation. The coding region runs from base 1 to 1857 and encodes 618 amino acids. The record is from RefSeq and is a predicted model, not a curated record. The transcript has a single exon. Gene Ontology annotation, cellular component: cytoplasm; phenylalanine-tRNA ligase complex. Gene Ontology annotation, molecular function: magnesium ion binding; RNA binding; phenylalanine-tRNA ligase activity. NCBI's taxonomy places the organism in Eukaryota, Viridiplantae, Chlorophyta, Mamiellophyceae, Mamiellales, Bathycoccaceae.